Molecule: messenger RNA, 1295 nt
Organism: Styela clava
Lineage: Eukaryota; Metazoa; Chordata; Ascidiacea; Stolidobranchia; Styelidae
Source: RefSeq, a predicted model, not a curated record
GUGCUUCUUUGACAGUUAAUAAUACAUGAAAUCAUGCUAAAGACACAGAAUCUAAUUGGGCUUACUAUACGGAUAUACACUCGAACUAUUGCUUCCAACUGUCGUCUGGGAAAUAUUGCACCAAAAAGGAAAGACAUUGAAAAUGAACCAGAAAUGAUUGAAAUUAGGACAAAUUCAGAAAAUGUUGACAAACAUGAAUUUGAAAAUGAUUUAAAAAAUGAAAAAGAUUUGGACUCAAAUUUAGCGAUUUCAAAAAUGCAUGAAAAUGUCAUUUCAAAGCACUCAGACUUGCCUGUUGAGGCUCCAAAAAGUGCUGUUGGGUUCUGGAACAGUGAACGAGGUCUUGCUAUCAAAGAAUCUGCAUUGAUUGGAGUGGGGAGAGUUUUACGAAUGUAUUUCAAUAAAGAGCGAUAUGAUAAUCUAUAUGAAGCAGCUCUCGGUGUAGAAAAGAAUCUCUUAUUCAAACUAAAUGAAGGAGAUGAGGAUAUACAGCUCAAGCAUGGGCCGGAGUGGGCUCUUGGUGACAUAGUCUUCAGUCUUGGUGGAGCAGUGAAACUAAGAUAUGAUGAUAGAUGGGUCGAUGAUCCUAGAUGUCUGAGGACACCAAAGAGAAAAGACUUCCGACUGGAAGGAAUCGAUCUAAGAAAAUCAGCCAUAACGUGGAGAGGAUUGAGGUUUUUGGAAAAGUCACAAUUUGUAAGGUACGUCAAUGUCGGUGACGCGAAAUACUUUGACGAUACUUGUAUGUCGACUUUGCAUCCGACUGCUGAUAGUUUAGAAUUCCUAGACGUGAGUGGGACAGCAGUGACAGAAAAAGGACUUUCGUAUUUAAGAAUGUUUCCCAAGCUCAAAUAUCUGAAUUUGAGUCGAUUGCAUAAAGCUAAAGAUCUGGAUCAACUCCUACCUUUUCUGUUUGAAAUAUUGCCGGAGAAUUGUGCGAUAAUAGCAGAUGACGAAACGUCAUCUGAUAUGUACGGUUCACUGAUACCUUACAGAUCGCCGUACAAUCCCAAGAAAGAUCAACGCGUCAUUGAAGGAAAUAAGAACAUAGGUGACCUUGUUUCUUAUGACAAAGACAUGGGAGCAGUAGAUUUUUAUCGACCAGAAACAAUCCACGAAUUGUGGAUGACACCUAAGAUGAGUCAGGAAAGAAAACUCCGAGUAUCCAUGCAACCAAAAUGCGAAAAUAAUUUGUAUCAUAGAAUGACUCGAUAUAUUUUAAAAGCGCAUGAUUAUAAACCUUUGUUAUGAAUUAUUUUUUGCUAACUUUUUUCAAUUAAAAUUUCAAACUCCGA